AUGAACUGUAAAAGUGAGUAUAUUUUAAGUGAUAAUGAAAUAUCAAUCAUUUAUGGACAACUACAAGCAAAACUAAAAUUAAUGUAAGAGUGUUUAAAACACAAUAAAUCUUUAAUGAAGGUUUUUCAUAAUUUUUUAUGUUUAGGACUUUGGAUAAGUAACAUGUGAAUAUGGAUCAAAAAUUGAAGCAUUUUCAAAGAAAUCAAUAGAUGAAACAAUGAAUAUUAAAACCAAUAAAUUAUUCAAAGAAAUGGGAUAAGAAGUAAUAUAGUAAUUAUUUUUAGAUUAAACUUUUAGGAUCAAAAAUAAUAGGAUAAUCUUAAGCAAUAAAAGAAUUGAUAAUUCCUAUAAAUGAUGAAAGUAAAACAUUUAAAUUAUCUUUUAAUGAUUAUGUAAAGUAAAUAGAUACAAGAAAAAAGGAUUAAGAUGAGUAAUAUAAAAAAAUAGAAGAUUUAAAAUCAAAAAUAUCCACUAUAUAAAAAUCGACAUAUUUUGUUGAAAAAUCAGUGAAUUCUCAACUCAAGCAGUUAAAAUAAUAAGAGAAAAUGAUGGAAGAAGAACAAAAAAUGAAAUAAUAAUAGGUAUUAAAAUGUAAAAAAGAUCUUUGUACUUUUAUUGAAGAAGAAAGUUUAAUGAUUGAACAUAGAAUUAACCAUUCAUCUAAUAAAUGUUAUCAAAUUAUUUACUUUAGCUUAGAAUAUUUUUUUUCUAAGUUUAAUUAAGUUGUAUUAUUAAAACAAUUGGCAGAAAGUAUUUCUACUACUUAAAACAGAACUUAAUAAAGGAGUUCAAUAGAAAAUCGAUCAUCUAAUUAUACAUAACGUUUUUCAUAUAAUUAAAGAUCUAUAUCUCCUGUUAAUCAAAAAAUGCAGUAAGAAUUAAAAUAAAUAACUAAAAAUAAUAAUAAAAUAUGUGCUCUAAAAAAUAAUGAUUAAAUUUUAAAUUAGAUACAAAAUUUUAAAUGUGAUAAUUUAUAAAAUGAUAAAUAGAAAAGCAAAACAUUUUCAAAAUUAUAAUUUAAAGAUCAACUAAUAGGUUCUUAAGAUGUUUAUGAUGAUAUUAAAGAAAAAAGUAUUUAAAAAAUAAAAAUAUCAAAAAAUAAUAAAGAGAAUUAAAAUUUAACUUUAAGUAGUAAUGCAAAUAAAAAGUAAAGUGGAAUUAAUUUAAUAAAUUUAGAAAAUAGUAAUGCUUCAAUAUUUAAUUGUAAAGGUCAUGGAUUAAGUAGUUAAGAUUCUUUAAAUGAACCUUUAAAAAAGGAAUGA
This is a messenger RNA of Paramecium sonneborni, 1262 nucleotides long. Lineage: Eukaryota; Ciliophora; Oligohymenophorea; Peniculida; Parameciidae. The record is from the annotation of a GenBank genome assembly.